Molecule: messenger RNA, 1255 nt
Organism: Saccoglossus kowalevskii
Lineage: Eukaryota; Metazoa; Hemichordata; Enteropneusta; Harrimaniidae
Product: tafazzin-like
Biological process (GO): cardiolipin acyl-chain remodeling; inner mitochondrial membrane organization
Cellular component (GO): mitochondrial membrane
Molecular function (GO): 1-acylglycerophosphocholine O-acyltransferase activity
Source: RefSeq, a predicted model, not a curated record
AAAAAUGGCUUCCUAACUGUGAUGUUAUGAGGAUCGUGUCACGUAUUCUUUUGAAUUUUAGUACAGUACUUACUCCACAUGUUCUUCACACACUAUACGUAUCUCCGUCAACAAAACUUUAAUUUAUAAUGCAAAUAUGCCCCUUGAAAAGUUUCAGUGGUGUUUUCCUGCCAGACCAAACCGACUGUACAACAUCGCUAGUGGGAUUACGAUAGCCGGUGUUGGAACAUUUGCCAAGGUACUUCUUGCUUGGUUAAACAAAGUUAACUGUUACAAUAUUGAACUGUUGGAAAGUGCUGUGAGUCGAAGAAACAAGAAUCAACCAUUGGUAACAGUUAGUAAUCAUCGCUCGUGCCUUGAUGAUCCAUCUAUUUGGGGUUGCUUGCGAAUAAAAACACUAUUUACAAGAAAAUACAUGAGAUGGACACUGGCUGCCAAUGAUAUUGUAUUCACAAGAAGACUUUAUUCAAAGUUCUUCAGCCUUGGAAGAUGUGUUCCAGUUUGUCGAGGAGAUGGAGUUUACCAGCAAGGUGUUGAUUUCUGUUUACAAAAAUUAAAUAAUGGUGACUGGGUUCAUGUCUUCCCUGAAGGAAAGGUGAACAUGACUAAUGAAUACAUAAGAUUGAAAUGGGGAGUAGGCAGGUUGAUUGCAGAGUGUAAACAGGUCCCCUUAGUCAUUCCAUUUUGGCAUGUAGGAAUGGAAGACGUACUACCAAAUAAGGAGCCUUAUAUUCCCCAUAUUGGGAAAACAGUAACUCUACUAGUGGGGAAACCCAUAGAGUUUCGAGACAUGUUGACACACCUCAGGAAUGAACGGAGAAGUCCAUUGGAGAUACGAAAGAAGAUCACAGAUAUAAUCCAGGAGGAGUUUGUUCUUCUCAAAGCAAAAGCGGAAGCACUUCAUCAUAAAGCAUUACAGGAUAGACAGGGUUUUCAAUCCAAUAACAUCAAUAUCUCCAAUGAAGAGAAGGCAAAUAGAUAGUAGGAGUAUCAUCAUAAUAGAUGCAAUUGUGGUUUCCAUCUUUAUUAAUGAUUCAAUGACUUUCACAUCAACAAUGCAAUGUACAAGUUAUCAUGGUAUCAACCAUUUAAUUAAUUUUCUUCAACCUAUUUACAUUGUAUAUCUGCAUUUUUGAUAUUUAUUUAACAGUAUCCAUAUAUGGGCAAAUACUGAAAACCUGAAUGGAAAAACUACAAGUACACAUAUUUUUAGUCUGUCUGCGCCGACUUUACAUUUUAGACUUCUGAAACACCA